Messenger RNA from Zea mays, 1817 nucleotides. NCBI's taxonomy places the organism in Eukaryota, Viridiplantae, Streptophyta, Magnoliopsida, Poales, Poaceae. The record is from RefSeq and is a predicted model, not a curated record.
CGUGUAGUGAAAUGGGAGCACUGCACUUUUUAAGGGAUCCACCACCCCUCUCCCCUACCGUUCCUUUUCUCCACCAUUGAAACACUCUCUGACCCUCACUCGCUCCCUGUCACACACACUACACUCGCAAUUCAUCCGCAGUCACAAGCUCGGCUGCUGCUCCCGCUAACGGUUGAGGCGUUGCUGGUGCACACAGGAAGGGAAGGGAAGGGAGAGCUGCACACAGCUUUGCUCUGGCUCUUGGCUCCCCUGUCCAGCUGUCCUGUCCGUCCAUCAUGGAGGAAACGCCCAGCCCGCAGCUCUAGCCGCCGUCAAUCUCGUCUCGUAUCGGAGUCGAAGGAAGUAAGAGGCGGGAUGGCAUGAAGCGACCUACCAAGAAUGAGAGGCUGGGCAACCCCCGGCACAAGUAGGAGGAAGAACCCGAGCAACCGAGCCACAGGGAGGAGGAGGAGAUGGGCAACUGCGGCACACGGGAGGAGAAUGCCGUCGUCGCUGCGCACGCGCAAGCCUUCCAAGAACGCCAAUGCAGAUAGGAAGCACACCUGCAUGUCAUCAGAUAUAAGUGACCCUUCCACACCUAGGAAAGUUGAAGAUGCCAAGAACAUUUCCAUAUACAACGAUGUGAUUGCCUUCACAUUGUUUGAGCUAGAGACAAUCACAAAGAGCUUCCGUGUUGAUUAUGUUCUUGGCGAAGGAGGAUUUGGGACCGUUUACAAGGGUUACAUAGAUGAAAAUGUCAGGGUUGGGCUGAAGUCACUGCCUGUUGCAGUCAAGGUGCUCAACAAAGAUGGACAUCAAGGGCACAGAGAAUGGCUUACCGAGGUUAACUGCCUGGGGCAGUUGAGGCAUCCAAAUUUGGUGAAGUUGAUCGGAUAUUGCUGCGAAGAUGACCAUCGGCUGCUUGUCUACGAGUUCAUGUUUCGAGGAAGUCUAGAAAACCACUUAUUCCGAAAGACAGCUACGCCAUUGCCCUGGGGUACUAGGAUGUCAAUCGCGCUGGGAGCCGCUAAAGGGCUCGCUUGCCUCCACAACGCUCAAAGGCCCGUCAUCUACAGAGAUUUCAAGACAUCAAACAUUCUGCUGGACUCCGAUUAUACUGCCAAACUGUCUGACUUUGGCCUCGCAAAAGAUGGCCCUGAAGGUGAUCAGACGCAUGUGUCGACACGGGUGAUGGGAACCUACGGUUAUGCUGCCCCUGAAUAUGUGAUGACCGGUCACUUGACUGCUCGGAGUGACGUGUACAGCUUCGGCGUGGUCCUGCUGGAGCUCCUGACGGGGCGCAAGUCGAUCGACAAGUCGCGGCCCAGCAGGGAGCAGAGCCUGGUGGACUGGGCGCUCCCGAAGCUCAACGACAAGAGGAGGCUCCUCCAGAUCAUCGACCCGAGGCUGGAGGGGCAGUACUCGGCCAGAGCCGCUCACAAGUCCUGCAGCCUCGCGUUCUACUGCCUGAGCCAGAACCCCAAGGCCAGGCCGCUCAUGAGCGACGUCGUCGAGACCCUCGCGCCGUUGCAGCAGGGCGGCGGCGGCGGCAGCGACGCGUCCUCCGGCCUUCCUGACUGCAGAGGCCGCCGCAGGCUGACCGGCAACAGCGUCGUCCACUUCAGGGCCAUCCCCAACCCCAAGUGCACGCCUGUUGUCCCGGCUUGCAGAGUGCGGUGAUGUUGCUGCGCUUCGGUUGAAGCUGCUGGGAUAGGUUCAGGUGUGUACUGUGACCAUGGGUGGUGGUGCGUUUUGAUGAUCUGCAUGUUGGAUUAAUGUGGGCUUGGCCCAAAUUAAUAUUCAAUAAUAGUCAAUGCUAAUGGCCCACUUUAAUGCUA